AUGGAUAAUAUUUUAACUAUACUUCAAUGUUCUCCUCAUUUACAUAAACUUAUUUUGAAAGAGAGAUUAAAUGAGAUCAUCAAUCAUGUCUCACUAAAAUCUACUGCUCCCAUAUAUUUUCGACAGUUAAGAUCGUUAACCAUAGAAAAUUUUAGUGAAACUAUUGAUCUAUUAGAAUCCUUUCUUUUAUUGACACCAUCACUGAUUCAUUUAAAACUUGUUGGUUAUAAACUUAUGUCCAAUGGUAAACAAUGGGAACAAUUCAUUCAAAUAAAUUUACCUAAUUUAGUUAAAUUUGAAUUUUAUUUUGUUUAUUGGAGUCAAGAUAAGAUAACAUCAGAUAGUCUUAAUUUAUUUAUUGAUUCUUUUCGAACUCCAUUUUGGAUUGAACACAAAAAAUGGUUUAUUACUUGUAUAUGCGAUAUCGAACGAUCAAGAGUCAUUUAUCUUUAUUCAAUACCAAUAUGUAUAACUUGUUUUAAAUACGAUGUAGAAUUAUAUAAAAGUUCAUAUUUCAAUUGUCCUACGAUGAUGAUAAAUUCAUAA
Messenger RNA from Rotaria sp. Silwood1, 546 nucleotides. The record is from the annotation of a GenBank genome assembly. NCBI's taxonomy places the organism in Eukaryota, Metazoa, Rotifera, Eurotatoria, Philodinida, Philodinidae.